Molecule: messenger RNA, 1179 nt
Organism: Ramularia collo-cygni
Lineage: Eukaryota; Fungi; Ascomycota; Dothideomycetes; Mycosphaerellales; Mycosphaerellaceae
Product: related to dimeric dihydrodiol dehydrogenase
Exons: 2
Coding region: 1-1179 (392 amino acids)
Molecular function (GO): nucleotide binding
Source: RefSeq, a predicted model, not a curated record
AUGUCAAAAUAUCAAGUCAAGUGGGGUAUUCUCGCAACAGGAGGAAUCGCAGAGAGCUUCGCCCGGGAUCUGUGGGUCAACCCAGAGACAAGAGAUGUCAAAGAUAUUGAGCAUGUCGUCGUUGCCGCCGCUUCGUCGUCUUCUUCAGAUCGGGCAGCGGCUUUCUUGAAAGAGGUGCGGGCGCCGGAGUCUGCAAAGGCAUACGGAUCAUACAAAGAGCUCGUUGAAGACCCAAACGUCGACAUCAUCUACGUCGCAACUCCCCACAGCCACCAUUAUCAAAAUGCGAGAUUGGCCCUUGAAGCUGGAAAGAACGUGCUUUGUGAGAAGGCUUUCACCACCAAUGCUGCUCAGCUUGAGGUUCUCAUCAAGAUCGCGAAAGAGAAGAAUCUCUUUUUGAUGGAGGCUGUGUGGACACGUUAUUUCCCACUCUCCAUUUACGUCCGCGACAUCAUCACGUCAGGCAAGAUUGGGACUGUCUUGCGUACAUCUGCAGACUUGAGCAUCGGAGCUGGCUCAGAUUCAUUCGGCGACGAACAUCGAAUGGUGAAUUUGAAUCUUGCAGGCGGCGCCCUUCUGGAUCUCGGAAUCUACGCCCUGACUUGGGUCUUCCAGACUCUAUAUCACACCCAAAAGUCACCACAAGCACCAAAAGUGUCGAGCACAAUGCAAAAGUACAAGACUGGAGCAGACGAACAGACGAGCAUCCUCCUAAAAUUCCCCCGGGAAGGUCUACCGGACGCCCAUGGUAUCGCCACGACAAGCAUGAACGUCGCAGGUGAUCCAGAUAAGAAGGCCUCUGCAGGUCCUGCCAUGCGCAUCCAGGGCACCAAGGGCGAGAUUCAAGUCUUCCAUCCCGCUUACCGACCUACAAAGACCAAGCUCGUACUGGUAGACGGCACGGUCGAGGACAAGACCUUCACCAUUCCGGGGCCUGGCAAGGGCAGUGGGUGGAAGAACGGGUUCGGAGGCGAUUGGCAGCCAGAGGGCGAGGGCCAAGGAAUGUUCUGGGAGGCAGAUGAGGCAGCAUUUGCCCUCAGAGAUGGCCGCAAAGAGGGACAGUACGAGAGCUUAGAGGAGAGCCUCACGAUCAUGCGCGUAAUGGAUGAGGUCAGGAAACAGAACGACUUGGUCUAUCCACAUAAGAUUGAGACGACUCAGUACCCAGUCGAUCUUUGA